Messenger RNA from Talpa occidentalis (Iberian mole), 4225 nucleotides. It is a transcript of the gene MYO1E, whose product is annotated as myosin IE. Gene Ontology annotation, cellular component: myosin complex; cytoplasm; vesicle. Gene Ontology annotation, biological process: actin filament organization; vesicle transport along actin filament. The coding region runs from base 361 to 3687 and encodes 1108 amino acids. Gene Ontology annotation, molecular function: microfilament motor activity; actin filament binding; ATP binding. The transcript has 28 exons. NCBI's taxonomy places the organism in Eukaryota, Metazoa, Chordata, Mammalia, Eulipotyphla, Talpidae. The record is from RefSeq and is a predicted model, not a curated record.
GAGGCUCAGCCAGAGGAAUAAGUGGCCGAAGAAAACAGGAGCGGAGCAGAGCAGCCGGGCAGACGCGGCGAGCCUCUGACUGUUCCAAGCGCAGGGGGAGCGCCGGGUCCGGGGGGACCCCUGCCGGCCGCAGUAUGCGCCCCGCCUGCUAGGUCGCCUCCUCUAGCCCUCACCUAGCGCCGCCGAUCCCGCCUGGAUGGGGUGCCCCCCGGGUUCCCAUUGGCUCCUGUGAGUGCUUGGGUGUCGAGAGCCUGUUUUUGGCGAGGGGAACCAACUUUUGAAGUGCGCCCCGGAGACUGCGUUCCAGCCCCGGCUCUCCCAAGCCCGACCCCGCGGAGGCGCGACCCGGCGCGAGUCACCAUGGGAAGCAAAGGUGCCUACCGGUACCACUGGCAGAGCCACAAUGUCAAGCACAGUGGUGUAGAUGACAUGGUCCUACUUUCUAAGAUCACAGAGAACGCCAUCGUGGAGAAUCUAAAGAAGAGAUACAUGGACGACUAUAUUUUUACAUACAUAGGAUCGGUAUUAAUCUCAGUCAACCCUUUCAAGCAGAUGCCAUAUUUUGGGGAAAAGGAAAUUGAAAUGUACCAAGGAGCGGCACAGUAUGAGAACCCACCACAUAUCUAUGCUCUUGCAGAUAAUAUGUACAGAAACAUGAUCAUUGACAGAGAGAACCAGUGCGUCAUCAUCAGUGGUGAAAGUGGCGCUGGGAAGACAGUGGCUGCCAAAUACAUCAUGGGUUACAUCUCCAGGGUGUCUGGAGGAGGCCCCAAAGUCCAGCACGUCAAGGACAUCAUCCUGCAGUCCAACCCACUGCUGGAAGCCUUUGGGAAUGCCAAAACUGUCCGAAACAACAACUCCAGCAGAUUUGGAAAAUACUUUGAAAUCCAGUUCAGUCCAGGUGGGGAACCAGAUGGUGGAAAGAUCUCCAACUUCCUUCUAGAAAAAUCUCGGGUGGUCAUGAGGAAUCCUGGAGAGCGGAGUUUUCACAUAUUUUACCAGCUCAUCGAGGGCGCCUCUGCGGAGCAGAAGCACAGCCUUGGCAUCACCAGCAUGGACUAUUAUUACUACCUGAGCCUCUCCGGGUCCUACAAGGUAGAUGACAUCGAUGACAGACGGGACUUUCAGGAAACACUGCAUGCCAUGAAUGUUAUCGGGAUCUUUGCGGAAGAGCAAACCCUGGUGCUGCAGAUAGUGGCGGGAGUUCUCCACCUGGGAAACAUCAGCUUCAAAGAAGUCGGGAAUUAUGCGGCCGUGGAGAGUGAAGAGUUUUUGGCUUUUCCUGCCUAUCUCUUGGGGAUUAACCAGGACCGGUUGAAAGAAAAGCUUACCAGCCGGCAGAUGGAUAGCAAGUGGGGAGGCAAGUCAGAGUCCAUCCACGUGACCCUCAAUGUGGAGCAAGCCUGUUACACCAGGGACGCCCUCGCCAAGGCCCUGCAUGCCCGGGUCUUUGAUUUCUUGGUAGAUUCCAUCAACAAAGCAAUGGAGAAGGAUCAUGAAGAAUACAACAUCGGUGUCCUGGAUAUCUAUGGCUUUGAAAUAUUCCAGAAAAACGGCUUUGAACAGUUUUGCAUCAAUUUUGUUAAUGAAAAAUUACAGCAGAUUUUUAUUGAACUGACAUUAAAAGCAGAACAGGAAGAAUAUGUUCAAGAGGGAAUAAGAUGGACACCCAUUGAGUACUUCAAUAACAAAAUCGUGUGUGACCUCAUAGAGAAUAAAGUUAACCCUCCCGGGAUCAUGAGCAUCCUGGAUGACGUGUGUGCCACCAUGCACGCGGUUGGGGAGGGUGCAGACCAGACACUGCUCCAGAAACUUCAGAUGCAGAUCGGGAGUCAUGAACACUUCAACAGCUGGAACCAGGGCUUCAUUAUUCACCAUUACGCGGGGAAGGUAUCCUAUGACAUGGAUGGCUUUUGUGAAAGGAACCGUGAUGUGCUGUUCAUGGAUCUGAUUGAGCUUAUGCAGAGCAGUGAGCUACCUUUUAUAAAAUCUUUGUUUCCGGAAAAUCUGCAAGCUGACAAGAAAGGGCGCCCAACUACUGCCGGAAGCAAAAUAAAGAAACAAGCCAACGACCUGGUGAGCACCCUGAUGAAGUGUACACCUCACUACAUUCGCUGCAUAAAACCCAACGAGACCAAGAAGCCCCGGGACUGGGAGGAGAGCAGGGUAAAGCAUCAAGUAGAAUACCUGGGUCUGAAAGAAAACAUUCGUGUGAGAAGAGCUGGCUAUGCCUAUCGGCGCAUCUUUCAAAAAUUCCUGCAAAGGUAUGCCAUUCUGACCAAAGCCACUUGGCCCUCAUGGAGAGGAGAUGAGAAACAAGGUGUCCUCCACCUGCUGCAGUCCGUCAACAUGGACAGUGACCAGUUCCAGCUGGGAAGGAGCAAAGUGUUCAUCAAAGCCCCUGAGUCUCUGUUUCUUCUAGAAGAAAUGAGAGAGAGAAAGUAUGAUGGGUAUGCUCGAGUGAUACAGAAAUCAUGGAGGAAAUUUGUGGCCCGAAAGAAAUACGUCCAAAUGAGAGAAGAAGCCUCAGACCUCCUGUUGAACAAGAAGGAGAGAAGGAGAAACAGUAUUAACAGGAACUUCAUUGGGGAUUACAUUGGGAUGGAGGAGCACCCGGAACUCCAACAGUUUGUGGGAAAGAGGGAGAAGAUUGAUUUUGCAGACACAGUGACCAAGUACGACAGGAGGUUCAAGGGUGUAAAGCGAGACUUACUUCUUACUCCAAAGUGCUUAUACUUAAUCGGACGAGAAAAGGUCAAACAGGGCCCAGACAAAGGCCUGGUGAAAGAAGUUCUGAAGCGGAGAAUCGAGAUGGAGAGGAUCUUGUCUGUGUCCCUCAGUACCAUGCAGGAUGACAUUUUUAUUCUUCAUGAACAAGAGUACGACAGCUUGCUUGAAUCUGUCUUCAAAACCGAAUUCUUAAGCCUCUUAGCAAAGCAUUAUGAGGAAAGAACCCAGAAGCAACUACCUCUGAAAUUUAGCAAUACGCUUGAACUCAAGUUGAAAAAGGAGAACUGGGGUCCUUGGAGUGCAGGUGGCUCCCGGCAAGUGCAGUUCCACCAAGGCUUCGGCGACCUGGCCAUCCUCAAGCCCAGUAACAAGGUGCUGCAGGUCAGCAUCGGACCUGGGCUGCCCAAGAACUCCCGUCCUACCAGAAGGAAUACUAUUCAAAACAGAGGUUAUUCCAGUGGGAUUCAAAAUGCCAACUACCCACUGAGAGCUGCCCCUCCUCCCCCAGGAUACCAUCAAAAUGGCAUCAUCAAAAACCAGUUUGUGCCACAUCCCCAUGUUCCUGGAAACCUGAGGUCGAAUCAGAAAAACCUGUACACUCCCAUGGCCCGCCCACCCUUGCCACGGCAGCAGUCCACUGGCUCCGAUCGCUUGUCGCAGAUGCCGGAGAGCUUGGACUUCCUCAAGGUCCCCGACCAGGGUGCUGCAGGGGUCCGCAGACAAACAACUAGUCGACCUACCCCGGCGGGGGGCCGGCCCAAGCCCCAGCCCAAGCCCAAACCUCAGGUGCCACAGUGCAAGGCCCUGUACGCCUACGAUGCUCAGGACACAGAUGAACUCAGCUUCAAUGCCAAUGACAUUAUCGAUAUUAUCAAAGAAGAUCCUUCUGGCUGGUGGACGGGUCGACUGCGAGGCAAGCAGGGCCUGUUCCCCAACAACUACGUGACCAAGAUCUGAGGCACACAGGCACCAUGACACCCGAGGCGGAAGCGGCUCCAGGCGCAGAUGGGAAGGGGACAGCUGGGAACUCCUCUGGUGCCUAGCGAGCCGCCGCUUCUCCAGGGCCUGGAGCUAUUCUGGCACCUUCCCCUCAGAGGACAUCGAGCAGCUGGGCUGGGGACAGCGGAGUGUGACUCCGCAAAUGACCCCACGAGGUAACCUGUCCUAGGAGCCCAGGAGGGUAAAACCACCACCCGCUGAGAUUUAUUUAUUGUAUUUAAACCUGGUGAGAGGACAGGUGGGGUGCACAGGCACCCGGUCUGCUCUAUCCUAAUGGACCCCACCGCUCACCAGACCCCGGAACCGCUGCCAGCGGCCGCCGCUGACCAAGUGCCUUUAGUUGAAGAGCUCAUUUCUCUCCUCCCUCCUUCCCUGACCCGCCACACAUUCCUCUCUGCCUUCGCUCCGGGGGGCUCGGCCCUCCGCAGCGGGGCUCCCCAUGAGCGGGCGCUUCCCGUACAGACAUGGGGGCAGCCGGCCUGCUGCGCCCGCGGGU